CGUAACGCGAGCGCUGUGCGUCCUUGAGCGCACAUGCAGGACGGAAACUAAGCCGAAACACUAAAGCUGAACAAUAUAUAUAUAUAUUUAUAUUAAAAAACACACAUGCGCGCACACACAUACACACACACACACACACAUACAUAUAUAUAUAUAUAGGCAGUAUUUUACAAUGUGUUGCAGAUCUGCGCAGAGAAUUGCACAGCAUCGUGUUUAAGUGCUUGUGGAAAGGGAUUACGCAUCAUCUGAAGUUCAUCUUGCCUUCAAUGCGCGCUGAAAUCGUGGAACAGAGCGCGGACAUGAUGAUCGGACAGAUCUUCUCACAGGUUUUCAGACAGAAAGUGGAAAUGAAGCAGAUCGAACGCAGCUCGGAAAUCCGACGGACAUAAACAUCGGAAAUUUUACAAGCGUGAGCAUUAAAAACCAUACGGACCGUGAAGAUGAUUCCUUAUUCCUGGCAAAACUCCCAUUAGCAGUCUACAGCGAACCUUUCAAAGUAAAUGGACCUGACUCAUAUCCAGUUUCCAUAAAUGGGACACCUUGUUCAGAGACGGGAAAAACGACGAGAGACUUGAUCAAGAUCCUGGUUUAGGGAAGCACAAGACUUUAUUUUUUUUAAUGACAUUAAACAUUGCAUAAUUGUUCUGACUUAACUGACUUCUGAAUAAAGCAUUAAUGAAGAAAAUCAUAUGGAGGACCACCAGCUGAUGGAUUUUUUGUUAAGUCAGAAGCAAACUUUUUAGAUCCUGUCUUACCAGAAAAGAGUUCCAACCUAUUUUUCUUAUUUGGCAGCCCUCACCUUAACAGGCAAAAAAGUGAGCAAGCAGUGGAUGACUAACCAGCUAAUAAACUAUGAAACAUUCUUGGUGUCGAUGCUGACAGGCUCCACCCCUUUCACCCACUUGCCCCGCCCCAAACACCCGGUCCUGGUCCGUCCUAGCGCUCCACACCAUGCUCCUCCCGGUCUGCCUGUUCCUGCACUGUGUGCUCAUCACUCUGGGCCAGUAUGACAUCUGUAAGUCGCUGGUGAGCACUGAUGACGGGCCCACAUGGGAGUAUUACGCUUGUCAGCCCCGACCUGCAGCCAUGAAGGACUUUAUGCAGAUCCGAGUGGAGCCACCAGACAUCACGUGCGGAGACCCACCUGAGCGCUUCUGCACCCUGGAAAAUCCGUACCUGUGUAGCGAUGAAUGUGACGCAUCUACUCCGGACCUUGCUCACCCACCACAGCUGAUGCAGGACCGCGAGCGCACUGGCCUCAUCACCUACUGGCAAACAGUGACAUGGAGUCGCUUCCCAGAGCCACUGCUGGCCAACAUCACACUGUCCUGGAACAAGAGCCUGGAGGUAGCUGACGACAUUGAGAUCACCUUCGAGUACGGCCGACCCACCCUCAUGGUGUUGGAGAAGUCGAUGGACAAAGGGCGAACCUGGCAUCCAUUCCAAUUCUAUGCAGACGACUGCAUGGAGGCAUUUGGCAUGCCAUCCAAGAGGGUGGAGAACCUUUCAGCAACCAAUGUAACUCGGGUCAUCUGCACAGAGCGCUACUCACGCUGGGUGGGCUCCAAGAAUGAAAAGAUUGUGCGGUUUGAGGUUCGGGACCGUUUCGCCAUUUUCGCGGGGCCUAGGCUGUCCAACAUGGACAAUUUGUACACACGGAUGGAGAGCUUGAAAGGUUUGAGAGAUUUCUUCACGUUUACUGACUUGAAGCUACGACUGCUGAGGCCUGCGCUCGGAGGGACGUACGUGCAGAGAGACAACCUGCUCAAGUACUUCUACGCCAUCUCGAAUAUUGAGGUUUUUGCCAGGUGUAAGUGUAACCUUCACGCAGGACAGUGUACGUUUCGCGACGGCAGCCUCCAGUGUGACUGCGAGCACAACACCACGGGGCAGGACUGCGCUCGCUGCGAACGGGGCUUCAAGGCCAGGUCGUGGAAGCCUGGCUCAUACCUGCCAACGCCCAAUGGAUCACCAAACACCUGUGAAGCGGCAGGUACUCUCGGCAACUGUGAGUGCUACGGUCACUCGAACCGCUGCAGCUACAUAGACUUCAUCAACAUUGUAACUUGUGUAAGCUGCAAACACAACACUAGAGGGCAGAACUGCCAGCACUGUCGCCUCGGAUACUUCAGGAACGCUUCAGCCGAGCUGGAUGAUGAAAAUGUUUGCAUAGAGUGUAACUGUAACCAGCUAGGCUCCUUACACGCUCGCUGCAAUGAGACAGGAUUCUGUCAGUGCCGAGAAGGGACCACCGGCCAGAAGUGCGAAGACUGUCUGCCGGGAUACAACUGGAAACAAGGCUGUGUCCAGAACGUCUGCGAUGAUGAGCUUCUGCUCUGUCUGAAUGGUGGGACUUGCUUUCAGAACCAGAAGUGCAUUUGUCCACCUGAAUUCAAGGGCGUCCUGUGUCAACAGGCGCGCUGCGAUGGUGAGAAAGGCUGCAACGGCAGUCCCGCCUGCUACCUCAGCCUCCUGACUGUGCUGCUCUGCGUCCUCACCGACAGCGUGCUCAAAGCCUAUGCCUAGUGCUCAAGUGCUCGCCUCGGUCCUCCACCUCGGCCCUAAGCCUCGGUCCAGCUCUGUCAGCCUGCCUCUGACUGAACCACGCGGACAGAGGAGGGGUCGCUGCAGCCCUUGCAGCCCUGAGCAGGCCUCACGGUGCUGAGAUCUUCUGGGCCGGAGUGUGUGUGUGUGUGUUUUUUAGGGCAGCGCGCAGUCCCAGGUUAUAGCCGCCUUCACACAGAUGAGAAGCUGCUUGCUCGUCUCCUCGCAUCCCUGAACACCUGAGCAGAGAGAAAAGUAUAAACUAUGAACGGAAAUGAAAUAAGAAACUUUAUAGGAAGGUGUAUAUAUAAUAGGAGAUGCAUAUAUGAUUAUUGUUUUUUUAUUUUUAUUUCUCUUCUUCGUUUGUCACUCUUGUAGUUGUGACUUGUCAAUACGCUCACUGAGAUUCAGGCACUGCACUUAUCUGGGGUUUCUGAACAGCCGACUUUAUUACACAAGCCUACUCAGGCCAAGGUUAUUUACUGUACACGUCUAUUGAAAAUUUCUUUCUAAAAUACUUUACACAUCUUUUGGUGUCUGGUUUCACACAGUUGACCUGAUUAGACAUGAGGGGGGAAAAAAAAGGUGUUUAGUGUCCGUGCUGCUCAAGGAAAGAAUAUCGGUGUAGUUUGUGUUCGAGUUAUGUUUAUGUAUGGGAUCAGAAGGAGGUAAGUAUAAAUAUAAAUAUAAAUAUAAAUAUAUAUAUAGAUAUUAUAUGCCCAAAUUUUCAAAUCUUUAUCUAUCUAUCUGAAAGAGAUCAUAGAAAUUAUUGUAAAAUGAUCGUUUGGUUAUUUAUUUAUUUUUUUUGUAGAAAUUAUUUUUGUUUCAAGUAAACGUUAUAAAGAUUCUAACAAAGCCUUUUAUUGCGGUUCUAACUGACAUAUUCACAUCAGUACCUUUUCUUUCAUAUCACGAUACUUCUGAUGCUUUGGAAUGUUCCUCCACUUAUACCGUUAAAAGCAUUUAAAGGCAAUUAAAAGCUAAAUGGAUCAACAAGGUACCCAGCUUUAGCUCAGUUUAAGCCUCACACAUGGAUGCCAGCAUGCAUAGAUCGUGUACGCCUGGUCCUCCUGAUAAACUUUCAAGGGCCUUAUUCAGUGCAGCCAUCAUUCGUUGAUUGGUGACAUCACUGCUGUAACCAAAGCUCAAAAGCCAAAAGGAACAAACAAACAAACAACCCAUAACGAACAACAUGAAAUUAUCUGAUGAAUCACUAACAGCACAACAACACAAUAACAUAAAUGAUGUGCCAUGAGUAAAGCGAUGAGACUGUUGGUGGGUCAGUUAAUUCCAGGCCCUCGUCCCUCAUUCAGGAAGUGUGAUACAGCUUCCACCAUGUCAGUCUAGAUCACUGUGGUAAGAAAAGUGGAUUCGUUUAUUUCAAUGUGUUAGUGACAAAUGCAUCGAGUCGGGCUGCUGUAUAUGAAGGUGAAGAGAAUUUGUUGUAUUUUUCACACCUUUACAGGCUUUGCUUUUGGGCUUUCCUGAUCAUGAUGGAACAACUAGCUGACUGAAAGUGUACCGUCAGCAUU
Molecule: messenger RNA, 4076 nt
Organism: Clarias gariepinus (North African catfish)
Lineage: Eukaryota; Metazoa; Chordata; Actinopteri; Siluriformes; Clariidae
Gene: ntng2a
Product: netrin g2a
Exons: 8
Coding region: 952-2526 (524 amino acids)
Source: RefSeq, a predicted model, not a curated record